Messenger RNA from Aspergillus candidus, 1342 nucleotides. It is a transcript of the gene pfa4, whose product is annotated as putative palmitoyltransferase with autoacylation activity Pfa4. Gene Ontology annotation, cellular component: Golgi apparatus; endoplasmic reticulum membrane; endoplasmic reticulum. Gene Ontology annotation, biological process: peptidyl-L-cysteine S-palmitoylation; protein targeting to membrane. The record is from RefSeq and is a predicted model, not a curated record. The coding region runs from base 9 to 1298 and encodes 429 amino acids. The transcript is spliced from 5 exons. NCBI's taxonomy places the organism in Eukaryota, Fungi, Ascomycota, Eurotiomycetes, Eurotiales, Aspergillaceae. Gene Ontology annotation, molecular function: protein-cysteine S-palmitoyltransferase activity.
AUCCAAAGAUGCUGUGUUCAGCCUUCUCGAUAUCGCAGCUGGCGAUACCGAGUGUGUCUCUUCUUAUUAGUUUCCUCGCAUAUACCUCACAAUAUCUCCUCCUCAACUUCGAACCUGCGCCGAUCACAGACCGCGAGCUACUGUGGGUCAACGUUUUCGCGCUCUGCAUAUGGAUAUGCUACUACCGGGCCUGUUCCGUGGAUCCGGGGCGUAUUCCCAAGGGCUGGCGGCCUCAAGACAGUAAACAACUGGAGUCCGACCGUGCAAGCGGGCGAUCACGGUGGUGUCGUAGAUGUGAAGCUUUCAAGCCGCCCCGAGCGCACCACUGUAAAACGUGUCAAAGAUGCAUUCCGAAGAUGGACCAUCACUGUCCAUGGACUUCGAACUGUGUCUCGCAUUUCACAUUUCCUCAUUUCAUACGGUUUCUCUUUUACGCGGUGACGGGCAUGACCUAUCUUGAGACUUGCUUAUGGGAAAGAGGUGCUAUCAUUUGGGCUUCUAGAAACCACCCAAGCUACAUGGGGCCUAGUGUCAUCCAGAUAGGCCACCUGUUUAUUCUGUUUGUAGUGAACAGCCUGACAAUAUUUGUGCUCUCUAUUCUCCUCGCUCGAACAGCUUGGAGUCUUAUAUUCAAUACCACGGUCAUCGAGACCUGGGAAAUUGAAAGACACGAAACGCUAGUGCGACGGGCCAAACACUUUCACGGAUACUUGACAAGUCCCCAUGGAACUCGAGUGCAUAUCAGGAAGCAAGAAUUCCCGUAUGAUAUUGGAAUAUGGGACAACAUCAAGGCCGGAAUGGGCGGAAGUUCAAAUGUCCUCGGCUGGUUCUGGCCUUUGUCAAGAACGUCUAACCGUUCGACGGGUUUAGAGUUCGAGACCAAUGGGUUCGAAAAUUCAAACCUCUCAUGGCCACCACCGGACCCCGAUCGCAUUCCCAUGUCUGCGCCGCGAGCGAGGGGCAGCAUAUCACCCGAUCCAGAGGCCUCUGGAUACGUAAACAGCCUGUCCCCCUCCAGUGGCCCAUCAAGAACCAGGAAUGAUCUGGCCAUCCAGCGGCGCCGGCGCUUCCAUCAAAGGAUUGAUCAGAAGACCGAUGAAGCCAAGAACUCAGCAGAGUCCAGUUCAGCCGAUAGCGAUCAGUCGGAUGACGGCGAACAAGCAUGGAGGAACUCGGAAGGCGAACGGCUUCGUGAUUUCGGUGUCGACGAGGAUGCCGAGUUCUACGAUGAAGAGGAUAUCCCACUGGCUAUUUUGGUUCAGCAAAGAGCACAGGCGGCGCUGAAGCAAGUGACCUAAUACGGGCUUUUGUAUAUAAGAAGUAGGAAGGAUCGAAGCAUUCG